AUGGUGGCUGGCAUGCUCAUGCCGCUGGAGCAGCUGCGGGCCAUCUAUGAGGUUCUCUUCCGCGAGGGUGUGAUGGUGGCCAAGAAGGACCGGCGGCCCCGCAGCCUGCACCCCCACGUGCCCGGCGUCACCAACCUGCAGGUCAUGCGUGCCAUGACUUCCCUGCGGGCGCGGGGCCUGGUACGGGAGACCUUCGCUUGGCGCCACUGCUAUUGGUACCUCACCAACGAGGGAAUCGCCCACCUGCGCCAGUACCUGCACCUGCCGCCAGAGAUUGUGCCGGCCUCACUGCAGCGCGUGCGCCGUCCAGUCGCCACGGCGACGGCCCCGCGCCGGGCCCCCCACGUGCAGAGCGUGCAGGGCCCCGUGGGCUGCCCACUUAAGCGGAGGCCGCCCCCUGCCCAGGAUUUGGCCCGAGAGGAGAGGAGCGUCUAUCGCAGAAAGGAACCCGAGGACGGGGCACCUGAACCCCCUGUGGUGCCUGCCACCACCCUGGGGACCCUGGCCAGGCCCUGCCCAGAACCUGCCCCAACCACAGAUGAGCGAGACCGUGUGCAGAAGAAGACCUUCACCAAGUGGGUCAACAAGCACCUCCUCAAGGCCCAGAGGCAUAUCAGUGACCUGUAUGAAGACCUCCGAGAUGGCCACAACCUCCUCUCCCUGCUGGAGGUCCUCUCGGGGCAAAGCCUGCCGAGAGAGCGGGACACAGUCAGGAGUUUGCGCCUGCCCCGGGAGAAGGGCAGGAUGCGCUUCCACAAGCUGCAGAACGUACAGAUUGCCUUGGACUACCUGCGCCACAACCAGGUGAAGCUGGUGAACAUCCGCAACGAUGACAUUGCCGACGGCAACCCCAAGCUGACCCUGGGCCUCAUCUGGACCAUCAUCCUGCACUUCCAGAUCUCGGACAUCCAGGUGAGCGGGCAGUCUGAGGACAUGACAGCCAAGGAGAAGCUGCUGCUGUGGUCCCAGCGCGCGGUGGAAGGCUACCAGGACCUGCACUGUGACAACUUCACCUCCAGCUGGCGGGACGGCCGCCUCUUCAAUGCCAUCAUCCACCGCCACAAGCCCAUGCUCAUCGACAUGAACAAGGUGUACCGUCAGAGCAACCUGCAGAACCUGGACCAGGCCUUCUCCGUGGCCGAGCGAGACCUGGGAGUGACGCGGCUGCUGGACCCUGAGGAUGUGGACGUCCCCCACCCUGACGAGAAGUCCAUCAUCACCUAUGUGUCCUCCCUGUACGACGCCAUGCCUCGUGUGCCCGAUGCUCAGGAUGGGGUGAAGGCCAACGAGCUGCAGCUGCGCUGGCAGGAGUACAGGGAGCUGGUGCUGCUGCUGCUGCAGUGGAUACGCCACCACACCGUGGCCUUCGAGGAGCGCAAGUUCCCUGCCAGCUACGAAGAGAUCGAGAUCCUGUGGUGCCAGUUCCUCAAGUUUAAGGAGACGGAGCUUCCAGCCAAGGAGGCGGACAAGAACCGCUCCAAAGCCAUCUACCAGUCUCUUGAGGGCGCGGUGCAAGCGGGCCAGCUCAAGAUGCCUCCUGGCUACCACCCGCUGGACGUGGAGAAGGAGUGGGGCAAGCUGCACGUGGCCAUCCUGGACCGGGAGAAGCAGCUGCGCAGCGAGUUUGAGAGGCUGGAGUGUCUGCAGCGCAUCGUGAGCAAACUGCAGAUGGAGUCGGGGCUGUGCGAGGAGCAGCUGAACCAGGCUGACGCCCUGCUGCAGGCGGACUUCCGGUUGCUGGUGGCGGGUAAGGCGCCCCAGCGGGCAGGAGAGGUGGAGCGGGACCUGGACAAGGCGGAUGGCAUGAUCCGGCUGCUUUUCAACGACGUGCAGACCCUUAAGGAUGGGCGGCACCCGCAGGGCGAGCAGAUGUACCGCAGGGUGUACCGCCUGCACGAGCGUCUGGUGGCUGUCCGCACCGAGUACAACCUCCGCCUGAAGGGGGGCGUGCCCGUGACCCCGAGUGUGGCGCCCAGCACAGCCAGAGCCCGAGACCCAGAGCUCGAGAGCUCCACGCUGCGCUACCUACAGGACCUGCUGGCCUGGGUGGAGGAGAACCAGCGGCGGGUGGACGGUGCUGAGUGGGGCGUGGACCUGCCCAGCGUGGAGGCUCAGCUGGGCAGCCACCGCGGCUUGCACCAGUCCAUCGAGGAGUUCCGGGCCAAGAUCGAGCGGGCGCGCAGCGAUGAGAACCAACUCUCUCCAACCACCCGGAGUGCUUACUCGGACUGCCUGGGCCGGCUGGACCUGCAGUAUGCCAAACUGCUGAACACCUCGAAGGGCCGGCUCCGAGCCCUGGAGGGGCUGCACAGCUUUGUGGUGGCCGCCACCAAGGAGCUGAUGUGGCUGAAUGAGAAGGAGGAGGAGGAGGUGGCCUUUGACUGGAGUGAUCGUAACGCCAACAUGGCCGCCAAGAAGGAGAGCUACUCGGCCCUGAUGCGGGAGCUGGAGCUUCGGGAGAAGAAGAUCAAGGAGAUCCAGACCACAGGGGACCGGCUGCUGCGCGAAGAGCACCCUGCCCGCGCCACGGUGGAGUCUUUCCAGGGGGCCCUGCAGACACAGUGGAGUUGGAUGCUACAGCUGUGCUGCUGCAUCGAGGCACACCUGAAGGAAAACACCACCUACUUCCAGUUCUUCUCAGAUGUCCGAGAGGCCGAGGAGCAGCUGCAGAAGCUGCAGGAGACACUGCGCAGGAAGUACACCUGUGACCGUUCCGUCACGGUUACCCGCCUGGAGGACCUGCUGCAGGACGCCCAGGAUGAGAAGGAGCAGUUAAACGAGUACAAGGGCCAUCUCUCGGGCCUGGCCAAGAGGGCCAAGGCCAUUGUGCAGUUGAAGCCCCGUCACCCUGCCUACCCGCUGCGGGGCCGCCUGCCGCUGCUGGCCGUGUGCGACUAUAAGCAGGUGGAGGUGACCGUGCACAAGGGGGACGAGUGCCAGCUGCUGGGGUGUGCGCAGCCGUCCCACUGGGAGGUGCUCAGCAGUGCAGGCAGCAAGGCCGCCGUGCCUGCCGUCUGCUUUCUCGUGCCCCCUCCCAACCAGGAGGCCCAGGAAGCUGUCACCAGGCUGGAGGCCCAGCACCAAGCCCUGGUCGAGCGCUGGCACCAGCUGCACGUGGACCUCAGGAGCCUCCUGGCUUGGCAGAGCCUCAGCCGGGACGUGCAGCUCAUCCGCUCUUGGUCGCUGGUCACGUUCCGCACCUUGAAGCCCGAGGAGUCUCGCCAAGCCCUGCGCAGCCUGGAGUUGCACUACCAGGCUUUCCUGCGGGACAGCCAGGACGCCGGCAGCUUUGGGCCUGAGGACCGGCUGCAGGCUGAGAGGGAGUAUGGCUCCUGCAGCCGCCACUACCAGCAGCUGCUGCAAAGCCUGGAGCAGGGCGAGCAGGAGGAGUCACGCUGCCAGCGCUGCAUCUCGGAGCUCAAGGACAUCCGGCUGCAGCUGGAGGCCUGCGAGACACGCACAGUGCACCGGCUGCGGCUGCCGCUGGACAAGGAGCCGGCGCGAGAGUGCGCCCAGCGCGUGGCUGAGCAGCAGAAAGCACAGGCUGAGGUGGAGGGGCUGGGCAAGGGCGUGACCCGACUCUCUGCUGAGGCUGAGAAGGUGUUGGCCCUGCCGGAGCCCUCGCCGGCUGCCCCCAUGCUGCGCUCUGAGCUGGAGCUGACACUGGGCAAGCUGGAGCAGGUCCGCAGCCUGUCGGCCAUCUACCUGGAGAAGCUCAAGACCAUCAGCCUGGUGAUCCGCAGCACGCAGGGGGCCGAGGAGGUGCUGCGGGCCCAUGAGGAGCAGCUCAAGGAGGCACAGGCGGUACCCGCCACCCUCCCGGAGCUGGAGGCCACCAAGACUGCCCUGAAGGAGCUGCGGGCCCGUGCGGAGGCGCAGAGGCCUGUGUUCGACGGCCUGCGAGAGGAGCUCCGGGCGGCACAGGAGGUGGGUGAGCGGCUGCAGCAGAGGCACGGCGAGCGAGACGUGGAGGUGGACCGCUGGCGGGAGCGGACCUCGCAGCUGCUGGAGCGCUGGCAGGCGGUGCUGGCUCAGGCCGAUGGCCGUCAGCGGGAGCUGGAGCAGCUGGGCCGGCAGCUGCGCUACUACCGCGAGAGCGCCGGCCCUCUGGGCGCCUGGCUGCAGGAUGCGAAGGAGCGGCAGGAGCAGAUCCAGGCGGUGCCGCUGGCCAGCAGCCAGGUGGUGCAGGAGCAGCUGCGGCAGGAGAAGGCACUGCUGGAGGAGAUUGAGCGCCAUGGGGAGAAGGUGGACGAGUGCCAGAAGUUCGCCAAGCAGUACAUCAAUGCCAUCAAGGACUAUGAGCUUCAGCUGGUCACGUACAAGGCACAGCUGGAGCCUGUGGCCUCGCCGGCUAAGAAGCCCAAGGUCCAGUCAGGAUCUGAGAGUGUCAUCCAGGAGUACGUGGAUCUGCGUACGCGCUACAGCGAGCUGACCACGCUCACCAGCCAGUACAUCAAGUUCAUCAGUGAGACCCUGCGGCGCUUGGAGGAGGAGGAGCGGUUGGCUGAGCAGCAGCGGGCAGAGGAGCGGGAGCGACUGGCCGAAGUGGAGGCUGCGUUGGAGAAGCAGCGGCAGCUGGCCGAGGCCCAUGCCCAGGCCAAGGCGCAGGCGGAGCGGGAGGCCCAGGAACUGCAGCGCCGCAUGCAGGAAGAGGUGGCCCGGCGGGAGGAGGCGGCGGUGGAUGCGCAGCAGCAGAAGCGCAGCAUCCAGGAGGAGCUGCAGCAUGUGCGGCAGAGCUCUGAGGCCGAGAUCCAGGCCAAGGCACAGCAGGUGGAGGCAGCCGAGCGCAGCCGGCUGCGCAUAGAGGAAGAGAUCCGGGUGGUGCGCCUGCAGCUGGAGAGCACCGAGCGCCAGCGUGGAGGGGCGGAGGGUGAGCUGCAGACGCUGCGCGCACGCGCUGAGGAGGCCGAGGCCCAGAAGCGGCAGGCACAGGAGGAGGCCGAGCGGCUGCGGCGGCAGGUGCAGGACGAGAGCCAGCGCAAGCGGCAGGCCGAGGCAGAGCUGGCCCUGCGUGUGAAGGCCGAGGCGGAGGCUGCGCGGGAGAAGCAGCGUGCUCUGAAGGCGCUGGAGGAGCUGCAGCUGCAGGCCGAGGAGGCGGAGCGGAGGCUGCGGCAGGCGGAGGUGGAGCGCGCGCGCCAGGUGCAGGUGGCGCUGGAGUCUGCGCAGCGCAGCGCAGAGGCGGAGCUGCAGAGCAAGCGGGCCUCCUUCGCUGAGAAGACGGCCCGGCUGGAGCGCACGCUGCAGGAGGAGCACGUGGCCGUGGCGCAACUGCGGGAAGAGGCAGAGCGGCACGCGCAGCAGCAGGCGGAAGCGGAGCGUGCCCGGGAGGAGGCCGAACGCGAGCUGGAGCGCUGGCAGCUCAAAGCCAACGAGGCGCUGCGGCUGCGGCUGCAGGCCGAGGAGGUAGCGCAGCAGAAGAGCCUGGCGCAGGCCGAGGCCGAGAAGCAGAAGGAGGAGGCGGAGCGCGAGGCGCGGCGGCGCGGCAAGGCCGAGGAGCAGGCCGUGCGGCAGCGGGAGCUGGCCGAGCAGGAGCUGGAGCGGCAGCGGCAGCUGGCCGAGGGCACGGCGCAGCAGCGCCUGGUGGCCGAGCAGGAGCUGAUCCGCCUGCGGGCCGAGACCGAGCAGGGCGAGCAGCAGCGGCUGGUGCUGGAGGAGGAGCUGGCCCGGCUGCAGCGGGAGGCGGCCGCCGCUGCGCAGAAGCGCCAGGAGCUGGAGGCGGAACUGGCCAAAGUGCGUGCGGAGAUGGACGUGCUGCUGUCCAGCAAGGCGCGCGCCGAGGAGGAGUCGCGCUCCACCAGCGAGAAGUCCAAGCAGAGGCUGGAGGCCGAGGCUGGCCGCUUCCGGGAGCUGGCCGAGGAGGCCGCCCGCCUGCGGGCCCUGGCUGAAGAGGCCAAGCGGCAGCGGCAGCUGGCCGAGGAGGAUGCGGCCCGGCAGCGGGCGGAGGCCGAGCGUGUGCUGGCCGAGAAGCUGGCCGCCAUCAGCGAGGCCACGCGGCUGAAGACGGAGGCGGAGAUCGCUCUCAAGGAAAAGGAGGCGGAGAACGAGCGGCUGCGGCGCCUGGCUGAGGACGAGGCCUUUCAGCGGCGGCAGCUAGAGGAGCAGGCGGCGCAGCACAAGGCUGACAUCGAGGAGCGCCUGGCGCAGUUGCGCAAGGCCUCGGAGAGCGAACUGGAGCGGCAGAAGGGGCUGGUGGAGGACACACUGCGGCAGCGGCGACAGGUGGAGCAGGAGAUCCUGGCGCUGAAGGUGAGCUUUGAGAAGGCCACCGCCGGCAAGGCGGAGCUGGAGCUGGAGCUGGGCCGCAUCCGCGCCAGCGCCGAGGACACGUUGCGCGGCAAAGAGCAGGUCGAGCAGGAGGCCGCGCGCCAGCGGCAACUGGCAGCCGAGGAGGAGCAACGGCGUCGCGAGGCCGAAGAGCGGGUGCAGAAGAGCCUGGCAGCGGAGGAGGAGGCUGCGCGCCAGCGCAAGACUGCGCUCGAGGAGGUGGAGCGGCUGAAGGCUAAGGUGGAGGAGGCUCGGCGCCUGCGCGAGCGCGCUGAGCAGGAGUCGGCGCGGCAGCUACAGCUGGCGCAGGAGGCCGCGCAGAAGCGGCUGCAGGCCGAGGAGAAGGCGCAUGCCUUUGCCGUGAAGCAGAAGGAGCAGGAGCUGCAGCAGACGCUGCAGCAGGAGCAGAGUGUAAUGGAACGCCUGCGCAGUGAGGCAGAUGCUGCGCGGCGCGCGGCCGAGGAGGCUGAGGAGGCGCGGGAGCGUGCCGAGCGUGAGGUGACGCAGUCCCGGCGGCAGGUGGAGGAGGCCGAGCGACUGAAGCAGGCCGCCGAGGAGCAGGCGCAAACCCGGUCCCAGGCGCAGGCCGCUGCUGAGAAGCUGCGCAAGGAGGCGGAGCAGGAGGCGGCGCGCCGGGCGCAGGCUGAGCAGGCAGCCCUGCGACAGAAGCAGGCCGCUGACGCGGAGAUGGAGAAGCACAAGAAGUUCGCAGAACAGACGCUGCGGCAGAAGGCCCAGGUGGAGCAGGAGCUGACGGCACUGCGGCUGCAGCUGGAGGAGACCGACCACCAGAAGGACAUCCUGGACGAGGAGCUGCAGCGGCUGAAGGCCGAGGUGACGGAGGCGGCACGCCAGCGCAGCCAGGUGGAAGAGGAGCUCUUCUCUGUGCGCGUGCAGAUGGAGGAGCUGAGCAAGCUCAAGGCACGCAUCGAGGCGGAGAACCGCACCCUCGUCUUGCGCGACAAGGACAACACGCAGCGCUUCCUGGAGGAGGAGGCCGAAAAGAUGAAGCAGGUGGCCGAGGAGGCUGCGCGCCUCAGCGUGGCGGCCCAGGAGGCAGCACGGCUGCGGCAGCUUGCAGAGGAGGACCUAGCGCAGCAGCGGGCCCUGGCCGAGAAGAUGCUGAAGGAGAAGAUGCAGGCAGUGCAAGAGGCCACUCGGCUCAAGGCCCAGGCCGAGCUGCUGCAGCAGCAGAAGGAGCUGGCGCAGGAGCAGGCACGGCGGCUGCAGGAGGACAAAGAGCAAAUGGCGCAGCAGCUGGAGCAGGAGGCGCAGGGCUUCCAGCGGACGCUGGAGGCGGAGCGGCAGCGGCAGUUGGAGAUGAGCUCGGAGGCGGAGCGGCUCAAGCUGCGGGUGGCAGAGAUGAGCCGGGCCCAGGCCCGAGCUGAGGAGGAUGCCCAGCGCUUCCGCAAGCAGGCCGAGGAGAUCGGUGAGAAGCUGCACCGCACCGAGCUGGCCACGCAGGAGAAGGUGACCCUGGUGCACACGCUGGAGAUCCAGCGGCAGCAGAGUGACCAGGACGCGGGGCGCCUGCGUGAGGCCAUCGCCGAGCUGGAGCGGGAGAAGGAGCGCCUAAAGCAGGAGGCCAAGCUGCUGCAGCUCAAAUCCCAGGAGAUGCAGACGGUGCAGCAGGAGCAGCGGCUGCAGGAGACGCAGGCCCUGCAGCAGAGCUUUGUCUCCGAGAGGGACAGCCUGCUGCAGCGUGAGCGCUUCGUGGAGCAGGAGAAGGCCAAGCUGGAGCAGCUCUUCCAGGACGAGGUGGCGAAGGCGCAGCAGCUGCGUGAGGAGCAGCAGCGGCAGCAGCAACAGAUGGAACAGGAGAAGCAGCAGCUGGUGGCCAGCAUGGAGGAGGCGAGACGGCGGCAGCGCGAGGCCGAGGAGGGUGUGCGGCACAAGCAGGAGGAACUGCAGCACCUAGAGCAGCAGCGGCAGCAGCAGGAGCAGCUACUGGCCGAGGAGAACCGCAAGCUGCGGGAGCGGCUGCAGCGGCUGGAAGAGGAGCAGCGUGCGGCCCGCACCGAGGUGGUGACUGUUACGCAGACCACCGGCGCCAAGGCACUGCCCAACGGCAGGGACGUACCCGAUGGCCUGGCCCCAGACGAGGAGCUGCAGCAUGCCUUUGAGGGGCUGCGCCGGAAGGUGCCAGCACAGCAGCUGCAGGAGGCGGGCAUCCUGAGCACAGAGGAGCUGCAGCGCCUGGCGCAGGGUGGCACCACUGUGGCCGAGCUCUCGCGACGUGAGGACGUGCAGCGUUACUUGCAGGGUUCCGGGAGCAUCGCUGGGCUGCUGCUGAAGCCGUCAAACGAGAAGCUGAGCAUCUAUGCCGCGCUGCAGAGGAAGCUGCUGAGCCCUGGCACCGCGCUGGUGCUGCUCGAGGCCCAGGCCGCCUCGGGCUUCCUGCUGGACCCCGUGCGCAACCUGCGGCUGACAGUCAGCGAGGCCGUGAAAGAGGGCGUGGUGGGUCCCGAGCUGCACCACAAGCUGCUGUCCGCCGAGCGCGCCGUCACCGGCUACACCGACCCCUACACGGGCGAGCAGAUCUCCCUCUUCCAGGCCAUGCAGAAGGACCUGAUCGUGCGCGAGCACGGCGUGCGCCUGCUGGAGGCCCAGAUCGCCACGGGCGGCGUCAUCGACCCCGUGCACAGCCACCGCGUGCCCGUGGAGGUGGCCUACCAGCGCGGCUACUUUGACGAGGCCAUGCACCGCGUGCUGCAGGACCCCGGGGACGACACCAAGGGCUUCUUCGACCCCAACACGCACGAGAACCUGACCUACCUGCAGCUGCUGGAGCGCUGCGUGCGCGACCCCGACACCGGGCUGCGCCUCCUGCCGCUCACGGACAAGGCUGCCAAGGGCGGCGAGCUGGUCUACUCGGACUCAGAGGCGCGUGACGUGUUCGAGAAGGCCACGGUGUCCGCCCCUUUUGGUCGCUUCCAGGGCCGGACGGUGAGCAUCUGGGAGAUCAUCAACUCCGAAUACUUCACCGCUGAGCAGCGGCGUGACCUGCUGCGCCAGUUCCGGGCAGGCCGUGUCACGGUGGAGAAGAUCAUCAAGAUCGUCAUCACGGUGGUGGAGGAGCACGAGCAGCGGGGCCAGCUCUGCUUCCAGGGCCUGCGCGCCCUGGUGCCCGCCGCCGAGCUGCUGCAGAGCAGGGUCAUCGGCCAAGACGUGUUCAGCCAGCUCCAGCAGGGCGAGCGCUCAGUGCAGGAGGUGGCCGAGGUGGAGGCCGUGCGGCGGGCCCUGCGGGGCACCGGCGUCAUCGCGGGCGUGUGGCUGGAGGAGGCGGGGCAGCGGCUGAGCAUUCACGAAGCCCUGCGGAAGGAGCUGCUACAGCCCGAGGUGGCCGUGGCCCUGCUGGAGGCCCAGGCGGGCACCGGGCACAUCCUUGACCCUGCCACCAGCGCCCGGCUGACCGUGGACGAGGCAGUGCGGGCCGGCCUUGUGGGACCCGAGCUGCAUGAGAAGCUGCUCUCAGCCGAGAAGGCCGUGACCGGCUACCGGGAUCCCUACUCCGGCCAGAGCGUGUCCCUGUUCCAGGCCCUGAAGAAAGGCCUCCUCCCCAAGGAGCAGGGCCUGCGUCUGUUGGACGCCCAGCUAUCCACCGGUGGCAUCGUGGACCCCAGCAAGAGCCACCGCGUGCCCCUGGAUGUGGCCUUCGCGCGGGGCCACCUGGACAAGGAGACACACAAGGCCCUGUCGCUGCCCCAGGAUGACGCCAAGACCUUCUUUGACCCUGGUGCCCAGGAGCGGGUCACCUACAGCCAGCUGCAGAGCCGGUGCCGGCCAGACCAGCUCACGGGACUCAGCUUGCUGCCGCUGUCCGAGAAGGCCGCCCGCGCCCGCCAGGAGCAGCUCUACACCAACGUGCAGGCCCGCGAGGCCUUUGAGAAGGCCAGCGUCGAGGUCCCCGUGGGUGGCUUCAAGGGCCGGACGGUCAGCGUCUGGGAACUCAUCAGCUCUGAGUACUUCUCGGAGGAGCAGCGCCAGGAGCUGCUGCGGCAAUACCGUACGGGCAAGGUGACCGUGGAGAAGGUCAUCAAGAUCCUCAUCACCAUCAUUGAGGAGACCGAGACCCAGCGCCAGGAGAGGCUGUCCUUCAGUGGCCUGCGGGCCCCGGUCCCAGCCAGCCAGCUUCUGGAUGCCGGCAUCCUCAGCAAGACCCAGUUCGAGCAGCUGCGGGAUGGCCAGGCGUCGGUUAAGGACCUCUCUGAGGUGGACAGUGUGCGGACGCUGCUGCAGGGCAGUGGCUGCGUAGCCGGCAUCUACCUGGAGGAGUCUAAGGAGAAGGUGGCCAUCUAUGAGGCCAUGCGGCGCGGCCUGCUCCAGCCUAGCACGGCCACGCUGCUGCUCGAGGCCCAGGCGGCCACUGGCUUCCUGCUGGACCCUGUGCGCAACCAGCGGCUGUAUGUCCACGAAGCGGUCAAGGCGGGCGUGGUGGGCCCCGAGCUGCACGAGAAGCUGCUGUCGGCCGAGAAGGCCGUGACCGGCUACAAAGACCCCUAUUCCGGCUCCACCAUCUCCCUCUUCCAGGCCAUGCAGAAGGGCCUGGUUGUGCGUGAGCGUGCAGUGCGCCUGCUGGAGGCCCAGGUCGCCACGGGCGGCAUCAUCGACCCCGUGCACAGCCACCGCGUGCCCGUGGAGGUGGCCUACCGGCGCGGCUACUUAGACAAGGCCAUGCACCAUGCGCUGCGGGACACCAAGGGUUUCUUUGACCCCAACACGCGAGAGAACCUGACCUACCGGGAGCUGCUGGGCCGCUGCGUGGAGGACCCGGAGUCCGGCCUCUUCCUGCUGCCCUUGAAAGCCGCAGAAGAGCCCCCGCAGGCCGUGGAGAGCACACAGGUAGUGUACACGGAGGAGGAGACGCGGCGGGCCUUUGAGGAGACCCAGAUCGAGAUUCCAGGGGGCAGCCCUGGCGCGGCCUCUAUGUCGCUCUGGGAGGUGAUGCAGUCGGACCUGAUCCCUGCGGAGCAGCGGGACCGCCUGAUGGAGGACUUCCGGGCCGGGCGCGUGACCAAGGAGCGGAUGAUCAUCAUCAUCAUCGAGAUUAUCGAGAAGACGGAGAUCGUGCGCCAGCAGAGCCGGGCCUCCUACGACUACGUGCGGCGCCACCUGACGGCCGAGGACCUCUACGAGGCCCACAUCAUCACGCUGGAGACGUACAACCUGCUCCGGGAGGGCACCAGGACCCUGCGAGAGGUGCUGGAGGCCGAGGACGCCCGGCGCUACCUCUAUGGCACGGGCUGUGUGGCAGGCGUCUACCUGCCUGGCUCCCGGCAGACGCUGACCGUGUACCAGGCCCUCAAAAAGGGGCUGGUGCCGGCCGAGGUGGCCCGCCUGCUGCUGGAGGCCCAGGCGGCCACGGGCUUCAUGCUGGACCCACUGAAGGGCGAGCGGCUGACAGUGGAUGAGGCCGUGCGCAAGGGCCUGGUGGGGCCUGAGCUGCAUGACCGACUGCUGUCAGCUGAGCGUGCUGUGACCGGCUACCGCGACCCCUACACAGAGCAGACCACCUCGCUGUUCCAGGCCAUGAAGAAGGAGCUGAUCCCAGCCGAGGAGGCACUGCGCCUGCUGGACGCCCAGCUGGCCACGGGUGGCAUCGUGGACCCUCGGCUGGGUUUCCACCUGCCGCUGGAAGUGGCCCUCCAGCGCGGCUACCUGAACAAGGACACGUACGACCAGCUCUCGGAGCCCAGCGAGGUCCGCAGCUACGUGGACCCCUCCACGGACGAGCGGCUCAGCUACACGCAGCUGCUCAAGCGGUGCCGCCGUGACGACGAGAGCGGGCAGCUGCUGCUGCCGCUCUCUGACGCCCGCAAGCUGACCUUCCGUGGGCUGCGCAAGCAGAUCACGGUGGAGGAGCUGGUGCGCUCCCAGGUGCUGGACGCGGCCAUGGCGCUGCAGCUGCAGGAGGGCCUGACCUCUGUCGAGGAGGUGAGCAAGCACCUGCAGAAGUUCCUUGAGGGCACCAGCUGCAUCGCUGGCGUCUUCGUCGAUGCCACCAAGGAGCGGCUGUCCGUCUACCAGGCCAUGAAGAAGGGCAUCAUCCGGCCCGGCACGGCCUUCGAGCUGCUGGAGGCCCAGGCGGCCACUGGCUACGUCAUUGACCCCAUCAAGGGCCUCAAGCUGACUGUGGAGGAGGCUGUGCGCAUGGGCAUCGUGGGCCCCGAGUUCAAGGACAAGCUGCUGUCGGCCGAGCGCGCCGUCACCGGCUACCGCGACCCCUACUCCGGGAAGCUCAUCUCCCUCUUCCAGGCCAUGAAGAAGGGGCUGAUCCUCAAGGACCACGGCGUCCGCCUGCUGGAGGCCCAGAUCGCCACGGGCGGCAUCAUCGACCCCGAGGAGAGCCACCGGCUGCCUGUCGAGAUGGCCUACCAGCGCGGCCUCUUUGAUGAGGAGAUGAACGAGAUCCUGACCGACCCGUCAGACGACACCAAGGGCUUCUUCGACCCGAACACCGAGGAGAACCUGACCUACCUGCAGCUGAUGGAGCGCUGCGUCUCGGACCCGCAGACCGGGCUGUGCCUGCUGCCGCUCAAGGAGAAGAAGCGAGAGCGCAAGACGUCUUCCAAGUCCUCGGUGCGCAAGCGGCGCGUGGUGAUCGUGGACCCCGAGACGGGCAAGGAGAUGUCGGUGUACGAGGCCUACCGCAAGGGGCUCAUCGACCACCAGACCUACCUGGAGCUGUCGGAGCAGGAGUGCGAGUGGGAGGAGAUCACCAUCUCCUCCUCGGACGGCGUGGUCAAGUCCAUGAUCAUCGACCGGCGCUCCGGCCGCCAGUACGACAUCGACGAGGCCAUCUCCAAGAGCCUCAUCGACCGCUCGGCGCUGGACCAGUACCGCGCCGGCACACUCUCCAUCACCGAGUUCGCCGACAUGCUCUCGGGUAAUGCCAGCGGCUUCCGCUCCCGCUCCUCCUCGGUGGGCUCCUCUUCAUCCUACCCGCUCAGCCCCGCCAUCUCCCGCACCCAGCUGGCCUCCUGGUCCGACCCCACGGAGGAGACGGGCCCGGUGGCUGGCAUCCUGGACACAGAGACGCUCGAGAAGGUGUCCAUCACCGAGGCCAUGCACCGCAACCUGGUGGACAACAUCACGGGCCAGCGGCUGCUGGAGGCGCAGGCCUGCACCGGCGGCAUCACCGACCCCAGCACCGGUGAGCGCCUGCCCGUCACCGAGGCCGUCAACAAGGGCCUGGUGGACAAGAUCAUGGUGGACCGCAUCAGCCUGGCCCAGAAGGCCUUCUGCGGCUUCGAGGACCCGCGCACCAAGACCAAGAUGUCGGCUGCGCAGGCGCUUAAGAAGGGCUGGCUGUACUACGAGGCCGGCCAGCGCUUCCUGGAGGUGCAGUACCUGACGGGCGGGCUCAUCGAGCCGGGCGUGCCGGGCCGUGUGCCCCUGGACGACGCCCUGCAGAAGGGCACCGUGGAUGCCCGCACCGCGCAGAAGCUGCGAGAUGUCAGCGCCUACUCCAAGUACCUCACCUGCCCCAAGACCAAGCUCAAGAUCUCCUACAAGGACGCGCUGGACCGCAGCAUGGUGGAGGAGGGCACGGGGCUGCGGCUGCUGGAGGCUGCCGCCCAGUCCAGCAAGGGCUACUACAGCCCCUAUAGCGUCAGCGGCUCGGGCUCCACUGCUGGCUCGCGCACCGGCUCGCGCACCGGCUCUCGGGCUGGCUCGCGGCGGGGCAGCUUUGACGCCACAGGCUCAGGCUUCUCCAUGAGCUUCUCCUCCUCCUCCUACUCCUCCUCGGGCUACGGCCGCCGCUACGCGGCCGCCCCCGCUGCCGCCCCGGGGUCCUCGACUUCAUUGGGUGGCCCGGAGUCAGCUGUGGCCUGACCCCCUGCCCACUCCCCCCCAGCUCUGCAUGUGGCCAGGCCCCGCCCUCCUCCCGAGGCGCCUGGCCUUCCUCCCACCUGAAGGAGCCUUCCUCCAAUGCGGUGCCUAACGUCUAACCAAAAAGACCAGACUAACACAGCCAUGUGUCCCUGCUGCCAACGGCCUGGGCUCAGGGGCGGGGCCGGCUGGCCCCACUGACCACCGCCCCCUGGGUCCCCCCCUGCCCCUACCCGCCACUCACCACAGCCAGGUGCCUUGGAGGGCCCAGAGUUGAGCCCCCAGUCCCUCGCCCACCUCCCCAAUGGGCCCCCCAAUCCUCUGGGUGUUGACAUCAGGGCCUGCAUUUCUUCUCAGAGUGACGGCUGCCUGCUAGCGAGGGGGCCCAAGUCUGCAGUGUCUUCCAGCCUGCCCAGAGCAGCCCCGCCCCACAUGGGGAGAUGGCCUGCUUCUGUUCUGUCUGGGCUGGGGGCCCCAUCCUCGGCUCUCCGUCAGGGCUCCCCUCCCUACCUGCUCCCUGGACCCCAGGCCUUGGCCUCAGCCCCCCUGAAAGUGCCUUCUGUGUCCUCCUCAGUCCCAGGCCCCAGUGGGGGGGAAUCCCGGCUCUCAGGCCCGGCUCACGACUCUGCAGGGCUGUCCUGUCCCCAACCCCCUGAAGGAGCCCCGCCUUGGGUGCCCACCCUGAGCAGGGAACCGCUAACCUAGUGUAGCUGCAGCACCUCUGCCCAGCCCAGGGCUGCCAACUGCACUGGCCUGGGCCCCCAGCCUGGUGCCACCCACCCCCUGUCCCAUGCAGGCCUGGCCUUGGUGGUCCCCAUCCUGCCUCCACCCUUGGACUGAGCUUUGCAUGUUCCACUAACCCGGGCAAUGCCAGGGGAGGGACUGGGCUUCCAGCCCCCUCCCUAAGGGCAGAACACUAACCUGACCAGGGGCGGGGCCUUGUGGUGCCUGCCCCCCAAUAAAGCAAUUCCAACCUUUC
Echinops telfairi (small Madagascar hedgehog) is the source of this 15076-nucleotide messenger RNA. Its product is annotated as plectin. Bases 1 to 14100 code for a protein of 4699 amino acids. Gene Ontology annotation, molecular function: keratin filament binding; protein binding; structural molecule activity. NCBI's taxonomy places the organism in Eukaryota, Metazoa, Chordata, Mammalia, Afrosoricida, Tenrecidae. Gene Ontology annotation, cellular component: cytoskeleton; membrane; cytoplasm. The transcript is spliced from 33 exons. The record is from RefSeq and is a predicted model, not a curated record. Gene Ontology annotation, biological process: wound healing; intermediate filament bundle assembly.